This is a messenger RNA of Paramecium octaurelia, 364 nucleotides long. The record is from the annotation of a GenBank genome assembly. NCBI's taxonomy places the organism in Eukaryota, Ciliophora, Oligohymenophorea, Peniculida, Parameciidae.
AUGUUAAUUCCUCCAAAGUCAAAAAGACAGUAAACUGUUGAUUAAGGAGUGUACUUAUUUUAACAAAGGAAAAAUUUCGAUCCUUACAUUGAAUUGAUGAAGAAGCAGUAAUAAGUGGAAAUUAAUUUAUUUCGAAAGGCAUUUGCAAAUAUUGCUUCAUCUAGAAUACAUGCUUAACAUAUAAAUGAGAGGAGGGAAUAAAUAGUAAUAUUUGCAAUUAGAUUAUAAGGUGUUGACCGUUCAUAAAAAAAAAAGAGUCUAACCCAAGUCUGAAUUCAAGUUACCUACCUUAGGUUAGGGGGAAAAGACAGAAAGAGUAAGAAUUAAAUUUCCUCCUCAGAGAAUUAAGAAAAAUUUUGUUUGA